Drechmeria coniospora is the source of this 1995-nucleotide messenger RNA. RefSeq names its product calcium dependent mitochondrial carrier protein. NCBI's taxonomy places the organism in Eukaryota, Fungi, Ascomycota, Sordariomycetes, Hypocreales, Ophiocordycipitaceae. Gene Ontology annotation, molecular function: ATP transmembrane transporter activity; calcium ion binding. The coding region runs from base 1 to 1995 and encodes 664 amino acids. The record is from RefSeq and is a predicted model, not a curated record. The transcript is spliced from 5 exons. Gene Ontology annotation, biological process: transmembrane transport.
AUGGACAGCACCAAGCUCGUCGCCGACGGCCACGUGAAGAAUGGCAAAGAGGAGCCCCAGAACCCGCUCGAUGCUCGUGUCGGCGUGCUCUGGACCAAGCUCAACCUGAAUCGGGAAGACGAGCUCGAUCUCAAGGGCAUGAAGAAGGGAUUUCACAUCAUCGACCACCGUAAGCUACCCACCCACUGCGGGGCUGGCGGGGAGACGAGACGGAAGCCGAUGCUGAUGAAAAUGAUGCGUGAAGCCCUGAAGAACGCCGACGAUCUGCUCAAUCAAAUCUUUCGCGAGGUCGACACCAAUCACGACGGCAGAAUUCAAUAUGAAGAGUUUCGCACAUUCGUCGAGCAUGCCGACAGGGAGCUGAACCGCCUCUUCAAGGCCAUUGACAAGGAUGGUAACGGAAAGCUCGACAUGAAGGAGCUCCAGACGGCCUUUCGAACCGCAGGCCUGACCGUCUCCAACCGCCGACUGGCUGAAUUCUUCCAAGAUAUGGACAAGAACCUUGACGGAUAUGUCAGCUUCGAGGAAUGGCGGAACUUCCUCCUCUUCAUGCCGGCGCGAGAACAUGACUCUCACCUCCGUGCUGUGCUCUCGUACUACGAGUCCGUCGUCAACGUCACGCCCGAGGGAGACUCUACCGUCAGCGGCGAAACUUUGGAAGGUCUAGGUACGGGACGCUCCUCCUCCUACCCUGUUGUUCAAUCCCUCUUUGGCUCCCUCCUCCGAGUUGCCUUUCCCUCCGAAUACCCGACCAACACGAUACCCACACCACCCACGAUACCCCAAAACCCUUGGAUAGAAAAAAAAGCAGAAAAAGCAAAUGUCGAGACGGAGGUGUUUCCGUCGCAGAUACAGGCCAUGGAGGUUGCAGCCGACCUGGCUGCCGACACCAUCUUCCACGCGGCCGCCGCAGGUAGCUGCGCUGCGCAGGACACCCCGGACGUCGGCGAUGGCACCCUGGAGGAGCAUCUUGGAGAGUCACAGUCUUUCGGCACUGCCGCUGUCAGCCAAAGAAAGUUUAGACUGACAGAUUAUUCCCCCGAUCCAGGUUACUUCCUUGCGGGUGCCAUCGCCGGGGGAGUGUCGCGGACGGCCACUGCGCCCCUCGACCGACUCAAGGUCUACCUGCUCGUCAAUACCCGCGUCAGCUCCGAGACGGCCGCCGUGGCCCUCAAGCAGGGCCGACCCAUCGCCGCCGUCAAGAACGCAGUCCGCCCCUUCGGCGACGCCGUCCGGGAGUUGUUCCACUCCGGCGGCCUUCGCGGCUUCUUUGCCGGCAACGGCUUGAACGUGGUCAAGAUCAUGCCCGAGACGGCCAUCAAGUUUGGGUCGUACGAGGCCGCCAAGCGAGCCCUCGCCAACUUCGAAGGCCACGGGGACCCGAGGAGGAUCAACUCGUAUUCGAAAUUCACCGCAGGCGGCCUCGCGGGAAUGAUUGCGCAGUUUUGCGUCUAUCCGCUCGACACGUUAAAGUUCCGGCUCCAGUGCGAGACGGUCAAGGACGGCCUCACGGGGAGCGCCCUCGUUCGCCAGACGGCCGUCAAGAUGUACGCCGACGGCGGCGUCCGAGCCUGCUAUCGAGGCGUCACCAUGGGACUCAUCGGCAUGUUUCCCUACAGCGCCAUCGACAUGGGCAUGUUCGAGCUCCUGAAGAAGACGUACCGGUCCUACUACGCCGAGUACGCGGGCUGCCACGAGGACGAUGCGAACCCGGGCAAUAUCGCGACGGGAAUCAUCGGCGCCACGUCGGGCGCCAUUGGUGCCACUGUUGUCUACCCCCUGAAUGUCGUCCGGACACGCCUGCAGACCCAAGGGACCGUCAUGCACCGGGCGACCUACACGGGCGUCUGGGACGUCACCCAGAAGACGGUCGCGCGGGAAGGCAUUCGCGGGCUCUACAAGGGGCUGACGCCCAACAUGCUCAAGGUUGCUCCCGCGCUGAGCAUCACCUGGAUCGUCUACGAGAACUCCAAGACCUUCCUCGGUCUCAACUGA